CUGAGAAACAAAACUAACAGAGUUUGGGUUCAGCUCACAGCUUCUCUGGGUGAGAAACCCUCCCAGCCCGGUGCAGGGAGCAAUGGCUGUGCAGGGAAGUAUGUUGGACUACAGUGAAAACUGCCACCCUAAACCCAGGCGAGACUGGAAGGUCUAUGGGCUGGUGGUCGCGCUGCUGGCUGUGGUGCUGCUGGCUGCAGCCCUGCCCUCCUAUAUGUGGCUGGUGGCCACCAAACCCGAGCAAGAAACAGGGCUGGGGAUGGGAACAGGGAAGGUGGCCGGUUUGGAGGGGCUGACACGGCUGCUGGGGAUGCAGCAGCAGCUGCGGGUGCAGGUGGCUGCAUUGGAGCAAGCGUUGCUUGCCACCAACCAGACUCUCACCACCAUGGUGGAUAUCACCAACCCGUCCCUCGCUGAGAUGCUCAAGAAGUGGGAUGACUGCAGGAGUCAAUUGGAUAACAUGCAGAAGUUCGUCAUGGAGUUGGGGCAGCAGAUCUCCCAGCUGCAGCAGCAUAAGGAGAAGCAGGAGGCUGUGAUCAAGCAACUGCAAGAGGACAGCAGGGCGCUCCAGGAGGAGGGGGCACAGCAGAAGGCGCAGUUGGAGGAGGUGCAGAAGCACAGGAGCAGCUUGCAGGAGCAGAUCCAGGAGCAGAUCUACAGGCUGUCAGCACAGAUCUGGGACUUAUGGAGCAGCAGUUCCAGUGGGAGCACAGCGAUGCCCUCCGGUGCAGCCAUGGCCCUGAGCCUCUUUGUGACGCUGCUCACUGCAAAGUGGCUGCACUGAGCACAGCGACACAGACCCGGGUGGCCCCUGUCGGUGUGUGGGGCCAUGGAGAAACCAGGGGGAGAUGGUUUGCCAACUGCUGGCCAAGGGGUGAGAUGGGACAAGGCACAUUUGGGGGGACAGCGGUGCCACACGGUUCGGUGGGUCUAAGCCGAUUUCCAGUAAAACUUCAUGCAAAUCCAAA
Tympanuchus pallidicinctus (lesser prairie-chicken) is the source of this 968-nucleotide messenger RNA. RefSeq lists its product as uncharacterized. The transcript is spliced from 4 exons. NCBI's taxonomy places the organism in Eukaryota, Metazoa, Chordata, Aves, Galliformes, Phasianidae. The coding region runs from base 83 to 784 and encodes 233 amino acids. The record is from RefSeq and is a predicted model, not a curated record.